Messenger RNA from Paraphaeosphaeria sporulosa, 1628 nucleotides. Its product is annotated as Creatinase/aminopeptidase. The record is from RefSeq and is a predicted model, not a curated record. The transcript is spliced from 5 exons. Bases 68 to 1309 code for a protein of 413 amino acids. NCBI's taxonomy places the organism in Eukaryota, Fungi, Ascomycota, Dothideomycetes, Pleosporales, Didymosphaeriaceae.
CGCUCGAGGGCGACCGACACAUUAAACCCACUACGCACUUGAUCCACUGCACUCAUUACCCGUCAAGAUGGCCGACGAAACCGCUGUCGUCGAUUACACGCUCGCGAACCCCGAUACCUUGACCAAGUACAAGACGGCCGCGACCAUCGCCGAGAAGGUCCUCAAGGAAGUCUCAGGAUGGAUCAAGGCCGACGCCAACAUCGUCGAGCUCUGUGAGCGCGGCGACAAGCUUCUGGAGGAAGAGACGGCCAAGGUCUACAAGGGCAAGAAGAUCGCCAAGGGCAUUGGGCACUGCACCACCAUCUCCCCGAGCUCCUACGUCACCCCGUACACGCCCCUGAAGUCCGAUGCCGAGGAAGCCGCAGUUACCCUGAAGGAGGGCGAGGUCGUCAAGAUCCAGCUCGGUGCUCAGAUCGAUGGCUUCCCUGCCAUUGUCUGCGACUCUGUCCUGGUCGGCGCCUCUGACGAGGUCAGCGGCCGUGAAGCAGACCUCUUCUUGGCCACACACUACGCCAACGAGUUGCUCCUGAGGCUGAUGGUUCCGCCUAGCCUUGUCCCCACCACUGGUACCGACGAGGAGCAGAAGAAGGCCGCCGCACGGAAGCCCUACACCCAAUCCCAGAUCACCAACCUGCUUGAGAAGGUCACUUCUGCUUACGAGUGCAACCUUGUCGAGAGCACCACUAUUUGGCUGUUCGAGCACAACGAGAUCGAAGCCAAGAAGAAGAUCAUUCUGGCCCCUGGCGAGGGUGUCAAGGGUGAGGGUCUUCCCGACGUGGGUGAGGUGUGGGGUGUGGAGAUGGGGGUCAGCUUGGGCUCUGGCAAGGUCAAGACCGUCGACAACAACCGCACGACUCUCCACCGCCGCACUGAUACGCGAUAUGCCCUGAAGCGCCCUACUUCACGUGCGCUAUUAUCCGAGGCUACCAAGAAAUUCGGCACGUUCCCGUUCAGCUUGAGGCAGCUCGAAGACGAGAAGUCCGCCAAGGUCGGUGUCAUCGAGUGCGUACGUGGUGGUGUACUUCGUCAGUACGAAGUAGUUGCCGACAAGAACAACGAGCCAGUUGCUAGGUUGUUUUCCACCAUUGCCAUCACUAAGAACGGCCUCACGCGUCUCGCGCAGCCGCCCGCAGUUGAUGUAUCUAAGUACAAGACCGACAAGAAGAUCACCGACGAGGAAGUCCUGAAGAUCCUUGAGCAGCCCCUUGGCAAAGCGUCGUCCAACAAGAACCGCAAGAAGAAGAAGAAGCCUGCCAAGAAGGCUGCCGCUGCCGGUGGUGCUGAAGAGGAGGAGAGCGACGACGAGUAAAUGUGCGUUUCCACAAAUUAUCGGAUGAUCGAGGCCUAUGGCCAUUUGGGCCUGCCAUUUUCCGAUCCGAUGCAACCCAUGUCUCCAGCUGAGGAACUCCUACUCGUCGCAUCUCCUGGCAUACUUUGUAGCAUAGAGUACCUAUCAUCGUUGCAUCAAGGGUAACGCUUAGGCUUCCAGUUUGCGGUCAACCUUCGGGUUGCCAUUGUGUUUGGUCACUCUGUGCGGCUUACAGGGGAGCCGGUAGGCAGCUGAAAGCUCAAAUAUUAAAAGCAUUAUGGCACACAUUCUCCUUUCGUAAAACCGACACAGUGUAUAG